AAUCACCAUUUCCAAAGGCUUCCACGGUGACAAGAGGUUACUCGGCGUGGUGGCGGCUUUUUCCUUCCAGGUUUUGUUUUUUGUUGUGUUGUUGAAAAGCCAAGGAAAGGAGAAUAAAGGAGAGGCCGAAGCUGCCCACCCAAUGGCUAAGGGCUUCCCUUCAAGCAAGCACCUUCGCUCCCAGGGGUGGGGAGAUCAGCGGUAAAACAAAACACAACGAAACAAAAAGGCCACACCGGAGUGUCGGAGGUGUGUGCUCCUGUGCUCAGGUCACCGGCAAUGUUGCUGUUUUUGUCCUGACAAAUAAGAAGCUUUUGUAAAGAACAGCCAGUCUUGGACAGAACAGAGGACUUGACUGUUUGGAAAGAUGACUGUGUGCUAUUAUAAUAUGACAGUGGAGUUCUUCUAUAACAACAGUGGUAAAGAGCUAUUCCAUGAAUGGAGACCCAAGGAUAUUUUGGUGGUUGCCCUUGGCUUGACAGUCAGCAUCAUUGUACUGCUCACCAACUUGCUGGUCAUCACAGCCAUUGUUAUCAACAAGCGAUUCCACUAUCCUAUCUAUUACCUCUUGGGGAAUCUGGCUGCAGCUGAUCUUUUUGCUGGGAUUGCAUACAUGUUCCUGAUGUUCCACACGGGGCCAAGGACAGCUAAGCUCUCUCUCAAGACUUGGUUUAUCAGGCAGAGCCUCUUGGACACCAGCCUGACUGCCUCAGUAGUCAACCUUUUGGCCAUUGCAGUGGAGCGUCAUCAGACAAUCUUCACCAUGCAGCUCCAUAGCAAGAUGUCUAAUCAGAGGGUAAUUAUUCUCAUUGGCUGCAUUUGGAUAACAGCCCUGCUACUGGGUCUUAUCCCUUCCUAUGGCUGGCACUGUUUGUGUCAGCUGAAUGAUUGCUCUACGAUGGCUCCUCUCUACAGCCGCAGGUAUUUGACCUUCUGGGCACUUUCCAAUCUCUUUAUCUUCCUCAUUAUGGUGGUUGUCUACACUCACAUAUUCAUCUACGUCAAGAGGAAGAUGGCUCGGAUGUCUAAGCAUACUACAUUCCACCCACGCUACAAUGAAACUAUGAUCAACCUCAUCAAGACAGUCAUCAUUAUCCUCAGUGCCUUUGUGAUUUGCUGGACGCCAGGGCAGGUGGUUCUUCUGCUGGACGGCCUCGGCUGCAAGAGCUGCAAUGUGUUGGCGGUAGAGAAAUACUUCCUGUUGCUGGCGGAGAUCAACUCGCUCAUCAAUGCCAUCAUCUACUCCUACCGGGACAAUGAGAUGCGAAGCACCUUCCGGAAGAUCCUUUGUUUUGCCUGCCGCAGGAUGCCAAAGUACUCCCCUGCCUCAAUGAAAUCUAGCACCAUAGAGCAUCGGAUCCUGUCUCAGAAUGGGCAUCCAGUGAUGGACUCCACGCUUUAACUUUGCAGUUUCAGGUUGCUCUCUGCUGAUUGUCAGAAGCUGUUGGUUUUGAUCUGCGGGUGGCCCUUUUGUACGAAGCUGGUAAACAAGGCCUACAAGGCCUGGACAGUUUUAUUACCUGUGGACUGCUUGGGGGGGAUAGAGGGCUGCCUUCUUGAUCUAUAGCUCCACGCUGCAACAGUGUGUGUGACCUAGCAGAAGCUGUUGUAGCAAAACUCUUGUUGAAUCAUGUCUGGAAAACAGUGACUGUCAGUCACCUUGAGCUAUGGAAUUAGUGCAUUUGGCCUGUUACAGGCUUGAGAGACACAUUAAACACUCUGUUGCAUUGAGAACCAGUUCAGAAUUGGUUUCCACCACAGCUUCUUAAAGGGUUUCCUUUUUUUCCCCCUCCUUCCACAGGCUAACAAGCAAAGCUUGCUGUAUCUCUAUCUAACAAACCAUGGGUGGCCCCUUAAGAUAAACUUUAUUUGCUUCUUAAACACAAAUAUUUGGACAAACUUUACAAACUGGUGGAACAAAAAUACGGAGAUACAUGUGUAUGCAUUCUCGUGAACUGCUCUUUUUAACCACUGGGUUGAUUUAGUUGAGGGAUUGUAUCUUCCGCCAUAUCAAAGCACAUCUCUGAAAUGCUUCUGUGAAGGAUGAAGAAUCUUUCUCCUGGCUUUUUUCAGCUGCUACUCGCUUUUAUGUUAGCAUGGCUUCUCUCUGAAGAUGCAAAACCUGCACUCUGUUUUCUGUACUGAACCCUUAAGAAUUUGUUGCAAACUGAACAAGCUUUUCUGCUAAACGUUUAUUCCCCCUCCCCCCAUCUGUAUAACUCAGGGAGAAUUGAAAUCAAGAUGAACACAGUACCAGCUUUACCUAACUCCAAGGUAAAUUUUAGGCAGUGAGAAGAAUUAUAUACUCAGAUCUGAUAGCACAACAGAUGCAUGAAAUAAUUCAAUGCAUAAAGACCACUUUUUAACAUACCGUGUGAUGCCCAGAGGUGUUGUGAUACAGUUUAGGUAACCACUAAAGCACAAUUUAAUAUUUCAGGUAACCUUUCCAGCCAUGGUUGAUUAUGUUCACAUUUCCUACUCUGUGGAAGAAAUUUAUGUCUGUAUUCUUGAUAUUCAGGUGCAGUGUCCAUACAGAUUGUAUCUACUCAUGGGGUUGUCAUUUCACAGAGAUUAGCAUGCUGAUCGUUAAACAGCAUCUUCUGGGGCCUUGAAAUGUUCCAUGGCAAAUGUUCCAUAUGAUAUUCCUCAGUGGUCACAGGAUGGAGGGCUUCUUCUCUCAGGCAUUGGCUGAGGUCUAGGGCUUAAGGUUAGGGGUCCUAAAUCUGGGCUUAAAAAAUCCAGAUAAUCAUUAAGAUGACAGCAAAGAGGGGGUUUUUUGUAUGACUUUGUUGCCAUCUAGCGAUGGUCUACAUUUUUCCCAUCUAAAUGUGGCUAUGUAAGGUAGAUCUCCCAAACUGAAAUUCCUGAAAGAAAGUACCUCAGAGUUUCUGAUAAGACCCAUCCAUCUGAAACAAGAAAUCUGUAUAUCUUAGUGACCAAGAAAUUAACAUCUCUGUAUUUAUAACAAUGUACUGACUCUCAAAAAGCGCCCAGUGCCACCAUACAGUGGCUGACUUUAGACUAUGCUAUGUUAUACUUUUACCAUGGUUUAAUGAAUAAACAGUUAACUGGGCUUUCGGCCUUAAACCUUG
Molecule: messenger RNA, 3092 nt
Organism: Ahaetulla prasina
Lineage: Eukaryota; Metazoa; Chordata; Lepidosauria; Squamata; Colubridae
Gene: LPAR2
Product: lysophosphatidic acid receptor 2
Exons: 4
Coding region: 368-1402 (344 amino acids)
Biological process (GO): G protein-coupled receptor signaling pathway
Cellular component (GO): membrane
Molecular function (GO): lysophosphatidic acid receptor activity
Source: RefSeq, a predicted model, not a curated record